This is a messenger RNA of Phyllotreta striolata, 865 nucleotides long. Lineage: Eukaryota; Metazoa; Arthropoda; Insecta; Coleoptera; Chrysomelidae. The record is from the annotation of a GenBank genome assembly.
UUUUUUUUCGGUCUAUUUCAAUUUAUCUAGGUGGCUGGUGGCUUGCAUACAUUUCUUUCAUUUCUUUGUUUCUUAACCUAGAAAAUAACGCUACUGAUUUCGCCGCAUAAAAUAAUAUAAAUUUAGUUUGUAAAACUAAUAAUAGUAAUAAUAAUGGUUGUAAUUGGGCUUGGAGAAACAUUUCCCGAUUUUUCGGCAAAAACUACCAUAGGAGACAUAACGUUUAAAGAAUGGCUCGAUAAAUCUUGGGGAAUUUUGUUCUCUCACCCCGCGGAUUUCACUCCUGUUUGCACGACUGAGCUGGCUAGAUUAAUCAAACUGAUCCCGGAAUUCACCAAGCGUAACACUAAAAUUAUCGCGUUAUCGUGCGAUUCGGUGGAAAAUCACGUGAAAUGGACCGAGGACAUAAGAGCAUAUGCCAGUCCCAGAUUAUCCGGCGAUAAUUUACCGUAUCCCAUCAUUUCGGACGAGAACAGGGACCUCGCUCUUAUGCUCGGCAUGAUAGACAACGAUGAGAAAGAUUCCGAUGGCAUUCCACUCACAGCUAGAGCUGUUUUUGUGGUUGAUCCGAAUAUGAAGUUGAGAUUGUCGAUAUUGUAUCCUGCCACUACCGGGAGGAAUUUUGACGAAAUAUUGAGGGUUUUGGAUUCAUUGCAAUUGUGUGAUAAGCACAAAAUUGCAACUCCAGCAGAUUGGAAGCAAGGAGAUGAAGUGAUGGUUCAGCCAACUGUACCGGAGGAAGAGAUGAAAACGCUGUUUCCUUUCGUAACUGUAAUGGCUAUGCCAUCGGGCAAAAACUACAUGAGGAAGAUUCCACAGCCCGAUUAAAAAAUGGGGUUUUCAUAAAUUGUAAUCCGAGUUCUGU